GGGCGGUGCUGAGAGGAGGAGCCUGAGAGCGGUGCCGGACCGCCGUGAGGACUGCGUGAGAGCACCGCCCCUUCCUGGCGGCCGCCAUGUUCCUGCAGAGGGCGCUGCGCCUGCGGGGCCGUUUUAGAAUGGGAAAUAGGCUGCCCACCUCUGUCGAGCUGUCUGAUGCUGCUGCUGUGAAUCAGAUCCAGGAGGUAAUCUCAGGCAACUGCGUGGUGAUUUUCUCUAAAACAACAUGCUUCUACUGCAGAAUGGCAAAAAAACUUUUUGAGGGUUUAAACGUCGAUUACACAGCUGUAGAACUGGAUGUGAAUAAAAAUGGAAGCCAGUUUCAAGACAUUCUUGAACAGAUGACGGGUGGCAGAACAGUCCCAAGAGUGUUUGUUAAUGGGACUUUUGUUGGAGGUGCUACAGAUACUCAAAGACUUCAUGAAGAAGGCAAGCUGCUCCCAUUAAUUCAUCAGUGUCAAGUGAAAACAAACUCUGGAACUACUAUUUAGCCUCAGUUAUCUUUUAUAUAAAAUGGGUAAAAAUUCAGACAAGUUAAAAAAAUCACUAAGAUGUACUGCAGCAGCUGGGCUUAAGCAGCUUCAGACUGUGCUUUUUUGAGUCUCAAGUGAUUCUCUGACACAGACUUCACCGAACUGACAAAUUUGUCUUCUUGCCUCAGCUUUACCACAACCACAGUGGCAGUUAACAUUAUGUAUCUCUUGGAACCCAGG
Tympanuchus pallidicinctus (lesser prairie-chicken) is the source of this 722-nucleotide messenger RNA. It is a transcript of the gene GLRX2, whose product is annotated as glutaredoxin 2. The record is from RefSeq and is a predicted model, not a curated record. The coding region runs from base 87 to 500 and encodes 137 amino acids. Lineage: Eukaryota; Metazoa; Chordata; Aves; Galliformes; Phasianidae. The transcript has 4 exons.